This is a messenger RNA of Staurois parvus, 355 nucleotides long. The record is from the annotation of a GenBank genome assembly. NCBI's taxonomy places the organism in Eukaryota, Metazoa, Chordata, Amphibia, Anura, Ranidae.
UGGGGCCCCCGGGUAAUAGGGGAUCAUGGGGCCCCUGUGUCCUUGCCCAAACUCAAAAAAGCCUAUGAAAAAGGUACCAGGGGCAUCUCAUGGGGCCCCCUACUGACACCGGGCCCCCGCAAAACAAAAAUAAAAAAAAAAUGUCCCCUGCAAAAUAAGAGCAUAAUGUGUUAGUAUCAGGGGCGGACUGACAACCCAUGGGCCCCCGGGCAAUAGGGGAACAUGGGGCCCCUGUGUCCUUGCCCAAACUCAAAAAAGCCUAUGAAAAAGGUACCAGGGACAUCUCAUGGGGCCCCCUACUGACCCCAGGCCCUCGGGCAGUGCCCGAGUUUCCAAAUGGUCAAUCCGCCCCUGC